Xiphophorus hellerii (green swordtail) is the source of this 8191-nucleotide messenger RNA. RefSeq names its product sodium/potassium/calcium exchanger 3-like. The transcript has 17 exons. Gene Ontology annotation, cellular component: plasma membrane. Bases 258 to 2192 code for a protein of 644 amino acids. Lineage: Eukaryota; Metazoa; Chordata; Actinopteri; Cyprinodontiformes; Poeciliidae. The record is from RefSeq and is a predicted model, not a curated record. Gene Ontology annotation, biological process: intracellular calcium ion homeostasis; calcium ion transmembrane transport. Gene Ontology annotation, molecular function: calcium, potassium:sodium antiporter activity; calcium channel activity.
AUUCUUUCUCAUGACAAACCACCACAGCGGAAAACCUGAUUAUUAAAUGUGAUGCUUUAUUUUGAAAUGCCAGACCGGACACGUAACUUUCCCGGAGCCUCGUGAGCUUCACCAAACCAGCGACACCGAGUCAAAUGUUCGCCUAUUGAGAACUUACCUUCCCACGCAGCCCCAGCUCUCUGCCUCCGCCUCACGCUGUCCCCACCUUUUGGACCGCCACCGGAACGCCGGAGCGCCCGCCGAAGGAAGUGGCCCGCAUGGUGGUUGAAGGGAUGCCCGAGACGGCCGAGGGAGGAGGAGGAGGAGGGAUGCUGAGCCGGCGAAGGGGCAAAGCCAGGCGGAGAAAACGAAAGGAGUUGUUCGCCAUCCAGAUGUGCUUUGCGGCUGUGCUGCUGGGGCUGGUCGUGGGGCUGCAGACGGUGGCACAGAAAGCAGGAUAUCAGACUUCUAUCUCUUUGGUUGUGGAAGAGGCAAAGUGGGAGAGUCGUCACCUUCUGCAAGAAGACAACAAGUCUAAGCUCUAUCUAGAGCCGGACAAAAACUGCACUGAACCAGCGAUCCAUGAGUUCCCCAGAGAUUAUUUCACCAACCAGGAGCGCACAGAGGGAGCCGUGGGCCUCCAUGUUCUGUGUGCAGUCUACAUGUUUUAUGCCCUGGCAUUGGUCUGUGAUGACUACUUUGUCCCCUCACUGGAGAAGAUUUGUGAGCGUCUUCAGCUGAGUGAGGACGUGGCAGGAGCCACCUUCAUGGCAGCUGGCAGCUCAGCUCCUGAACUCUUCACGUCAGUCAUUGGAGUGUUCAUCACCAAAGGCGACGUUGGCGUGGGCACAAUUGUGGGCUCUGCUGUCUUCAACAUUCUCUGCAUUAUUGGAGUGUGUGGCAUAUUCGCUUUGCAGACCAUCCGUCUGUCCCGCUGGCCUCUGCUCAGAGACUCGGGCUACUACACACUCUCUAUCUCUGCCCUUAUAGUGUUUAUAUAUGAUGAAAAGGUGGUUUGGUGGGAAGCUCUGACACUGAUUCUGAUGUAUUUCGUCUACAUUUUGAUCAUGAAGUUGAACUGCUACAUUGUUCGUUUCCUUGAGAGACAGAAGAAGAAUCCAUCUGGUUUAAGUAAUGGAGCUGCUACUAACACUGAACUAGAUGAUGGCUAUGACGCUACAGCUGUCCUGCUGAAGAAAGCAAACCACCACAACAAGCCAUCUGUGCUGAUGGUGGACGAGCUGCUCUCUGCGUACCCCCACCAGCUGACCUUUUCCGAGGCUGGCAUGAGGAUCAUGAUCACCAGUCACUUCUCUCCGAGAACCCGACUCACCAUGGCCUCACGGAUGCUCAUCACUGAGAGACAGAGACUAAUCAACACACGGACUCUGACCAACGGCGAAUCAGACGUCUCUGUCAAAGGAGGCGGUAGACGGGGCAUCGAAAAUGGGCUGUCCAGGGCAGAGAGGCGCCUCAGCAUUCGCCGUGACGAUCGAGAGGCGGGCAACGAGACGGAGAACGAAGAUAACGAAAAUAAUGAGAACGAUGAAGAGGAAGAGGAAGAUGAGAGAGAUGGACCUUUUGUGCCCUUCCAGUGCCCAGCUGGUGUGUUUAACAAGCUGAAGUGGCUGCUGGCCUGGCCUCUGUGCCUGGUGCUGUUCUUUACCGUCCCCAACUGCUCCAAACCUCGCUGGGAGAACUGGUUUAUGCUCUCCUUUAUUUUCUCCACCCUUUGGAUUGCCUCCUUCUCCUACAUCAUGGUCUGGAUGGUAACGGUGAUCGGCUUCACACUCGGAAUUCCCGAUGUGAUCAUGGGCAUCACCUUCCUGGCAGCUGGCACCAGCGUUCCCGACUGCAUGGCGAGUCUGAUAGUGGCGCGGCAAGGUAUGGGAGACAUGGCCGUGUCCAACUCCAUCGGCAGUAAUGUGUUUGACAUCCUGGUAGGGCUCGGCCUCCCCUGGGCCCUGAAGACACUGGCCAUUAAUUACGGCUCUGCUAUUAAGCUGAACAGCAAAGGGCUCAUCUUCUCUGUGGGACUCCUGCUGGCGUCUGUCUUCCUUACGGUGCUGGGAGUCCACCUGAACAAGUGGACGCUGGACAAACGUCUGGGACUCACGUGUCUCUUGUUCUACUCCAUCUUCCUGUGCUUCUCCUGUCUCAUCGAAUACAACAUCUUCACUUUUGUCAACCUGCCAACGUGUCGGGAAGACUGAGACGCACCAGCAUUGCCACACACACACGCACACACACACACACACAAAGUCCGAUUCACAGGUAGUGUUACGGAGGCGAUAGGUGGAGUUCGACAGAGGCUCUAAGUCAGAACAGACUUGUUUCUGAGUCUCUUUGUUUGUUGUUUUUGGAGAGGUCCCACUCUGCUCUUUUUUGGGUGCUUGUUUUCCUGCUUGGUGCGAUAUGGAGCUGCUCUGGUGUUUACUCCCAAUCAGACCAGAGUGUGGGACUUUUUCCAGGGGCAGAGAUUGGUUAAUAACAAGCCCUCACUGUGCUCAACACACACACACACACCCACACACACACACACACACCUGUAUUACUGCAUGCUUCUCACAUAAACAUGUUUUAUUUUGAAGCUCCUGUGUUUAGGUGUGACGUUUCCUAGCUGCUAACUCUUCCUCACAGGGUACGCGAGGCCUUGUUGAGGAGAGUAAAAACGAUCAAAGCAAUGACGAAUCCGAGGUGGGCGGAGUCGGCUCAGCACUUCAGCUGCAGAGGAGUUGUUUGGGUUGUUGGAAGUCUCUCGGUAGCAAACAGACCCAGUUAUGCACAUGUGCACAUUAUGUCCAGUCAGAGUCACUUUGUUCAUGCCUCAAGUGUGUAUAGACGUGUGUAGAGACAGUCUUCCUCUUCUGCUUUUAGACGUAAAACUACAGGCAACCAGGGCAUUACCUUUUUAUGAAGUGACUCACAAUUGUAGUGUUGUUGUGUUUUUUUUUUUUUUACUCCUUCUUGAAUAUACCCUUCUCCUGUAUAUACCCCCCAGAUGAUUUAUUUAUUAUUUAUUCAUGCCACACACGUCUCACAUUUCUCUCGAGGUCACAGAAACAAACAGAAGAAUAAAACUUAAAACACAAAACAAGCACAACGUCUUCUGAGGGAUCGAUCUGGAAUUCUGCGGGUGGAUGUCAGAAAUGUCCUAUUUGCACUGACCAGCUCCGUGAGGAACAUCCUUAUAAAAAGAAGAGAAUCUUGAUUUUUUAUUUUUAAAUUAUAAUUAUUAUUAUGACUGCUGCUUUUGUCCUCUUAAAGACUCCGAGUUAGCAGACUCAAUAGAGAUGGGUUCAAAGUACUUCCCUCACCUGGGCUGACCGUUCUGCUCUGGACAUGUCUUAUUUUGGGAGUUCUUUGUAUUUUGUUCUGACAAAGGUCUGGAUUUGUCCACUUAAGUUUUGUGAUAAGUCAAAAUGUCCUACUAGAAUUAGAGCAUGUACUGUUGUGAUUUAAUGUAAGCCGUGAAGGGCGACGACAUCCUUCGAGGCUGAUUGUGAGACCAAACAUGACUUUCUUACAGAUGAGCUUUGGCAACUCCUUCAGUCCAGACAGCUAAUCCAACAAAAACAAAGACUGUUUCAGGGUCUAGUUUAUCCAUCAUCAACUAGUGUUUUAAUGUACAAAUCAUUCCAAUCACAUGUUUCUGUCCGUACAUCAGUCAGAAAUAUGUGUCUGAUAGGAGCUUGUCUGUUUAUUUUGUUGGGUUUUUUUUGUAAAUAUUCAUUGCUCUGAGUGGGGAAACUGGGUUUGAAACUUAUGAAAUGCAAUAACUAUAAGCUUACUCCCUUGUCAGGUUGCAGCUUUAAAGACAAUAACAAUACGAGCUGAGACAAGACAAUACAUGAUUUUGAGUUCACAAGAAUCAGACAAGAUGCUAGCAAUAUCCUUGGGAAAUUUUGAUCCAAUUUUCUUUGUUUUCACAAACACAGUAAAAGGUUUUGUGCUUCCUAAAGCUCAGUUUCAAUGUUAAAGCCAGUCCUGGUGAUAAGUCCUUAAACUGAAGACGAUACAAUGCAGUCCAGACUCAUUAGGAACACUAUGAAAUGACCCUUUAGUUUUACCCCAAUAGGAAUGUAGGUGCAGAUGCUAACUUUAGCUUUAGCAGCUAGCAGUUAGCCAGUUGUUGGCGUCCUCUUCAGUGUUUUCUGUAACUGUGUGUUGUCAGCUAGUCUAAUGACCAGAUUCUGUUAAUACAACUAAACAACUUCUUCCUGUCUGAGUUCAAAAUAAGAGUCUCAAGGUGUGGUUGCAACAGGAUUGUCGGGAUUAAAGACGCAGUUGUCAAUGUUGUAUUCAAACUUCACCAGACAAAGUCACAGAUUACAUGUACAAAUGUAGCUUCCAUCCUGGAAUGCUCUCAUUAUGUGGAAUUCUGUAGAAAUCAAGUCGACAUUUGAUAUUUAUUGAUUCAGGGAUGCUCUCGCUCUUCUGGAGUGAGACUCAAGCUUUCUCACUCGGCCCGGAUAGAUCUCCUUUAGAAUAAGGAGCGGUACCACUUCUGUACUUGGGACAGUUCUCUGUGAGGCCCUGAUCACUCUGCAGAUGUUUUUCAGUGUUUGUUGGUGCUAAGCUCCAGGUGAAUCCAGUUAGGAUGUUCUUGUUUCAGGUCAAACUUUCUUCCAUUCCUUUUAAUACAGGUGGUUAAUAUGGAGGCCCCUAGGGGACAAGGAGGAUUUUUUUCUUCUUUUGCAUUCUCUCGCAAUAAUCUACUGAUCAGUUCAUGCAGCAUAAUUGAAUACUGUAAGCCUUUCUUUCAGUGGCCAUCGUACUUUCUGCUAUAAGGUUUUCAUGAGGUUUUUUCCAUUUAUGUUAAUAUCUGGUUGUGAAACACCUGAAGUUUUAUUUCUUUUUCUUUAGGACAGAAAUGCACCACAGACCUGAUGUAAACAGAAACUUUCCGUAAGAAGAAAAAGAAAAAAUAGAUCCAAACUAUUUGGACUGUUUCUGCGUUAUUAUCACUGGGUCAUAAAGUCAUCAGACAGUUUGAUUGUGUCUCUUUGUGUUGGUCUGAAUGGUUUAAAGAGACGUUUUCAUGUGCAGAUCCAUCUCAGCCUUACACAAACGGACAGAAACAUGCAGGGAAUAAAGUGAUUUUCAAUCAGUUUUGUGCAUCAAAGAGUUAAGAAUAAACACGUUUUCACUGAGGCUCUUUAAUGUGUAUAGGUUUCACAUUUGAAAUUGACAUUCGUGACUGUAUACAAAAUAGACCGGCAAAUAUUUCAGUGAGAAUAUUGCGAGGGAACGCAAAACUUAUUGCAAGGCAACGCAAAAGAAACAUUUUCCCCAUGUCCCCUAGGUGUCCCUCAGGGGGCUCCGUAGGUUAAGAUGUGGUGUGUAGGUCCACUGGUCCAAAAUAAUCUCCUUGGUGUUGCCCAUGUUAAACAGAGAAACAAUGUUACUUGUUCAACUGUCUUCCCACUUCUGUUUGGUUACAUCAACGACUACCAUGAGUAUUUUAGGGAAAUGUUGUCAAUCUGUGGGGCACCUCAGUAAGUUAUCAAAGUGUUCGUCUUGAGACGAAACUCUUACACCUUGAGGUACAGAGGUAGCAUGCAAUAUUGAUUGCACCAAACCUUAACUACUUGUAUCCUAAAGCAAUCCAAGAUGUAAGAUAUUAUUUAUCUUCUUGCUAUGAUCCGUCUCUUGAUAGAUUUAGAGCAACGUAAACUGUGUGGUCUAAAAGUGGACCGGCGCUGCAUUCCAGUUACUUCUGAAGUCAGAACUCGUUACUGCGAUUGACGUCACCCGCAAAACCAGUUAACAUGGAGAAGUCGGGAUUUCAAUGUUGCCAAGCACAUAGACGUUCGCAGCACCUCUGAGCAUCAUUUUAAGCUUUACUUUCCAUAUUUUUGCUCAAUUGACGGUGAGUCUCAAUCUCUCUAACGUUUUUGUAUAUAUAAUAGAAUAUUUUAUAUUGUCAUGUCUUUGUGCUUCCUCUGAUUUCCUUGUUAAACACCUUGCUGAUAGGGAAAACUUUGAGUUUUCGUCCCUCACUGACAGUAUAUACACUGAAGCAUGUUGUUUGUCAUCUCCACCUGGAACAGGUUGGCGUUUGAUCGGUCAGGACUGAUCAAAUUGAAGAAAAAAAAACAUCCAGUACCAGCCACCAGCUGAUCUCUUAUUUGUGUGACUCUUAAGGAUCGUGUUGGUUUGGGUCAAAUUUAGAAAACUAUCAGCGAUGCCUUCACUUUCUUUUACUGGCCACCCUGGAUUUCCCCUGCUGUUCUCCAUCGUCCCAUUCCUUGACCUCCACCUUACUCUUAUGUGUCAGAAUUGUAGCUAUUCCACAAAGUAUGCCAAACCGCCCUGACUCUGGUUGCAUUGGGAUGCCCUCCACACUCAAAGAUGUCGCCAUGGUUAGCACAACCCUGAUGCCAUGUCAAGGGGUUCUCGCAGGGCACUCGGGACCAAACCUCACUGGUGUGUGUAGCUUUGGCGCACCACCGAUACUCUGCAAAUUCUUCCAUAACUCCUCUGCGAUCCACCCAAAACGCUGAUACGCUACAUUGCGGUUAUGGUACAUUGUGCCAUCCUGUGUGAAACUUCCCCAAAAAGCUUGUAUGUGCAUUCAAAUGACUCCUUUUUUAAAAUUUAUUUUAUUUGAUAUAUUUAAAUUCUGACAACUUAUAGCGCUUUGACAGUGCUCAUAGUUAAUGGAGCAAUCUGUCUCUGUGCUGCACAGUAUUUUCUCAGUGUCAGGAGAUAUCUCUAACAGCAACUGCAUUAUAGUGAUUACCAUGUUUUUCUUUAUCAUAUGUCUCUAAGAUCAGCUGCAGCAUGCACUUUACCAAUCCUUCUCUGUUCCGGGUGUGUAGAGUUUGUUGUGUUUGCUAGUCACUGCGUACACCUACUCCUGAUGAAGGCGUAGAAAAGUCCAGAGCAGUGACGGCUCCCACACUGUGGCUGCGUUCACACUUCAACCUGAACUGACCCAAUUCCAGUUUUUAAUUUAAUUUUUUUUUUGACAUAAUGCGACCUGAAUCUGAUCUUUUCAUGACAGCCUGAGCAACACAGGUCAGAUAUUUUUCGAAUGCGAUCCAGAUAUCCGAUACGUAUCCGAUUCAAAUGUGACCAAAAGUCCAGGUCGCGUUCAUCCGACCUGAACGUCACUGACACUCGACAAACGUCACUAUUCUGCGUCCUGAUACGCAGCAACAACCAUGACGGACUAUAACGAGGAUUAAGUUGUUAAUAUUCUGGUUCCCGUUGCAGAACAACUUCAAAUGUGUAAACUAUGCUCCACCCUUAGCAUCCAUGUUUACUUCUUCUUUACGGCGGUUGGCAAAACACUGAGCAUGCGCUCUAUGUGUGACGUUACUGCGCCCUCUACUGCACAUGCAGGACACUUUCAGGUCGUUUGACCGCUCACACUGGACAACACGUACAAGUUGCGUAUAUUUGGAAGUGUGAACGACCAUGGCAGAAAAAAUAAAUAAAAAAUCCGAUUUGACAAAAAAAAAUCGGAAUCGGGUGUGAACGCAGCAAAUUCAGGUGUGAACGCAGCAAAUUCAGGUGUGAACACAGCAAAUUCAGGUGUGAACGCAGCCUUAGUGUGGAGGCCGUCACUGUUCUGCACUUCUGUGUGUCUGAAAUCAACCAAAUCACCUAGGACGCUCCCAUCGUGAUACCAGGUACCUUUUUAAGAAGAUUUUUAUAUAGUUUGUGAUAUUCACAUUGGUGAUACACUGAUUAUGUAAAUAUGUGUAAAUAUAUGUGUAAAUGUAUUUAUAUAUAUGCAUAUAUUUUUGUCUGAAUGUGUAUAUGUGUGGGAAUAUAUUUUCAUAGAUUCUAGGUAUCCCCUUGUUUGUAAGGGCGCUGUUUUUACGUUUUUUGGGGGGGGUUUUUGGUUUUUGUUUUCUUUCUCUUUUUUUUUUUUUUUGUUUUGGAUUACAUGCAUGGAGAUAUUUCGCUAUGUUAAAUUAUCUAUGGAAAAUCUUACUGUUCUUUGAAAUGAGAGUCAAAUGGUUUCAGAGAGAGCACUGGAUGUAGUUUGAAUUCCUGACGGUUGCUUGCUCUUUUUCAGCCCCAGGUUGUGAUGAACGACUGUGAGUGUUUGCUGCAGACAUGGACCUUCGCAUAUCGGAGCUAGUACCUCUUACCACAUACAUGGAUUUAACAAAACUGAAUAUUUUGUGUUUAAAUGUUUCAAAUCUAAUUUCAGAAACCGUUUUGCAUCAAUAAAGUUGUCUUUGAUUAAAGAGCA